AUGCCGUUCGAUAUCAAUGCCUGCGCCAGGCCUAAUAUAUUGAAGCUGACGCCGUAUCGAUGCGCUCGAGAUGACUACAAAGACGAUGGCACGAAUAUCCUGCUCGAUGCGAACGAGAAUGCUUUCGGUCCAUCGCUCGACCUGACGGAAGAUGGCAAGCUUGUCAAUGGCACCAGAAAAGGGGUGGAAAUUGAUCUCUUGGGAUUGAACCGAUACCCCGAUCCACACCAGCACGAGUUGAAACAAAAGCUCAUCGAUCUCCGCAACACCCACGUCCACACCAGCAAAAGUCUAACCCCCGACAAUCUCUUCGUCGGCGUGGGCAGCGACGAAGCCAUCGAUGCCCUCCUGCGAGCCUUCUGCACCCCAGGCAAAGACAAGAUCCUCACAUGUCCGCCCACGUACGGCAUGUACUCAGUAUCAGCCCAAGUCAACGAUGUCGAAGUCGUUCCCGUACCAUUAGACGUCGACAACGACUUCCAACUGCAAACCUCGCAAAUCACCGCCAAACUCUCCGCCGACCCCACCAUUAAAAUGGUGUAUUUCUGCAGCCCAGGCAACCCGACAUCCACCCUCCUCCGCAAAGCCGAUGUCCAGACCAUCCUGGAACACCCCAGCUGGAACGGCGUUGUGAUUCUCGACGAAGCAUACAUCGACUUCGCCCCUGAAGGCUCAUCCCUUGCGGAAUGGGUAGCCGAAUGGCCGAACCUCGUCGUCAUGCAAACUUUGUCCAAGGCCUUUGGCAUGGCGGGCAUCCGUCUCGGCGCGGCGUUUACAUCCCCGCAAAUUGCAAAGCUACUGAACAGUCUCAAAGCGCCCUACAACAUCUCCAACCCGACUUCGCAGCUUGCUAUUCAAGCUUUGGGACCGCAGGGGCUGAAAGUCAUGCACGGGCAUCGGCAACAGAUUCUCGAGCAGCGCGAUCGUCUGCGUCGAGAGUUGCCGCAGAUUGCCGGUGUUGGUCCGUUCCUCGGGAAGAAGGCGGAUUCCAAUUUCCUCCUCGUCCAGAUCUUGGAUGGGCCAGGUGGGAAGCCUAGUAAUGAGGUUGCGCUGCAGGUGUAUGAACGGCUGGCGGAGACGAGAGGGGUCGUUGUACGGUUCAGAGGGAAGGAGCAUGGAUGUUUCGGCGCGCUGAGAAUCACCGUAGGGACUGAGAGCGAGAAUUCUCGAUUUCUGCGAGAUGUGCGGGUUGUAUUGGAAGACGUCUUUGCUGGGAAGUUAAGCAAACUUUCUGGCGAGGUGGAACAAGCGAGGGAAAAGAGGGCGAAUGGCGUCGUUGCUUGA
Messenger RNA from Neohortaea acidophila, 1284 nucleotides. Its product is annotated as pyridoxal phosphate-dependent transferase. The record is from RefSeq and is a predicted model, not a curated record. The transcript has 3 exons. Lineage: Eukaryota; Fungi; Ascomycota; Dothideomycetes; Mycosphaerellales; Teratosphaeriaceae. Gene Ontology annotation, biological process: L-histidine biosynthetic process. Gene Ontology annotation, molecular function: L-histidinol-phosphate:2-oxoglutarate transaminase activity; pyridoxal phosphate binding. The coding region runs from base 1 to 1284 and encodes 427 amino acids.